UCGAGGAGGACACGUGAGCUGGAGGGGAGAAGGGGGGUGAGGGGGGGAGGGGGGCUUAGCUGUCGGGCCCCCACACUACCUGGAUUGUGUUGGGUGAGGAGAGCGAUCCGUGGGCGGUGAGGAUGGAAAGGGUGCGCAGUGAAUCUACGUCACCGCGAAGUGCGGAAAAGGGGGAAGGUGGCGGAGCAUCGGGCGCGCAGGAGCCAUCAAGGCAGCGAGAAGCUGUCCGUUCCGACGACACGAGGGAAGGGGGGGAGGUGAUGGGGAAUGGGCAAUACAGCAGCAGUGAGGCGGCGGGGAGCGUCGAACCUGGGCUUGAUUCGAACUGCAGCGAGGGGGAGAGAAUGAAGAUGGGUGGAGGCGCACGACGCGCGGAGGAGGGGGUGGGGGGUUUAAGGGGAGGGAGGAGGAUGGAGGGAGAGAGAGAGAAUUCCGGGAAGGAUCAUUGUCAUCGGGAUGGCAGCGGUCGCGAUCCCGGGGAAUCGGAUAGCGACGCCGGAGCAGUGGUCGGCGGAAUGACGAGGCACGAGCUGCCGCUGACGGCAGGGACUUGGGGGGGGGCGGCGGCGGGGGCUGCAACUUGCCGCCGGCGAGAGUCGAUGGACGAGGGGGACGGUCGGCGGGAAAAGAACAGUCCAUGCUCUACCGGUCAGAGCGGGUCGACCGGUCGUCAGCCGCCGGGGCCAAGCUCGCUUGACAAGAAUGCUUCGUCGCCGUCGCUUGUGUUUCGUCGGUGUGAUGACUAUGGCGGUGAGCAGCGUCUAGGGGAAGAGGAGAAAGAGGAGGAGGAGGACGAGGAGGAGCUGAUACCAGCUCGUUCGCGGAUUGAGGACGAGGAGGAACAGAGGAAACGGCAGCCAUUGCAGCAAUUGCAGGGAGUCGGGAAGGCGAGGAGGGAGGAGGGGAAGGUGAUGAGAUACAUGUCGGCAGACGACGAAGCAAGUGAGGGCGGGUCUGGAUCGCGUCUGGAGAAGGAGAUGAUGCCCGCCGGAGGGGAGAGAACUCCAUCUCAGAGUCUCGCAAGAUGCCAAAGUUAUGGUCUCUUCGGAGUGUCUGCCUCAGCAGCUGGAACAGCAGGAGCAGGAGCAUUUGUGAGAGAAAGAGGAGAGCGAGGAGCGGCUGCGUCAGCAGCAGCAGCAGCAGCAGCAGCAGGAGCAGCACGAGCAGUCGAGAGAGAAAGAGGAGAGCGAGAGGGUGGGGCUGCAGGUCUUGUCUGUCCCCCGGGUACGAGAGGUAAUGCCAGCGGUUCGUUGGCGGGUCGUCCGUGUGUAGCCCAGCAAGCGGAGAAACCGGCGGAUGCUGAGCGCGGGAGAGAGGAUUGGGGGGGAUCUGAAGCUGCAGGCCCGAUGCGAGAGAGAGACCAGGUCGAGGACUGGGAUGACACCCACAUGGCCUCUCCGACAUUACCGCCUUUUUCUGCGUGUUCCACCAAUGAGUUGGACUUCACCACUCAUCAUUGUCAUCAUCCCAAUCAGCCUAAUCAGCCUAAUCAGGCUAAUCAGCCUAAUGAACGUAAUCAGGCUAAUCAGCCUAGUCAGAGACAGAUAUGGCAGGAAGAGAAUGAGCAGCAGCAGCAGCAGCAGCAGGAGGAGGAGGAGGAGAGUGGUGCAGCGUGCGCGCCGUCGGUAACCCCGCAGCCAAGGAGAGCGCAUCGGCGGAAGCAGGCGCGCCCGCGCAGUUGCAGGGAAGACCUGAUUCCCCCCUCCCCCGCCGAGCAAAGCCGUCCUGCACCUUCACCGCGGGUGAAUGAGAGUGGUGCGGUUACUGCGGUACCUCAGGCAAGCCGGACUAUAGAGAUUCAUAGAAGAUGUGCCGACGGUGGAGGAGGAGGAGGAGGAGGAGGAGGAGGAGGAGGAGGAUCGAGUAUUGUCGCAGCCAUCGCGUCGUCUUCUGAUCUUGCGGCGGCAUUCCGAUAAUCGGCAUUGAUUCUAUAUAUGGUCCCGAAUCAAUCGAAUUCGAAUUA
Chara braunii is the source of this 1963-nucleotide messenger RNA. Lineage: Eukaryota; Viridiplantae; Streptophyta; Charophyceae; Charales; Characeae. The record is from the annotation of a GenBank genome assembly.